This is a messenger RNA of Doryrhamphus excisus (bluestripe pipefish), 3920 nucleotides long. RefSeq names its product ubiquitin specific peptidase like 1 (gene uspl1). The record is from RefSeq and is a predicted model, not a curated record. NCBI's taxonomy places the organism in Eukaryota, Metazoa, Chordata, Actinopteri, Syngnathiformes, Syngnathidae. Gene Ontology annotation, molecular function: SUMO binding. Gene Ontology annotation, cellular component: Cajal body. Gene Ontology annotation, biological process: Cajal body organization; protein desumoylation.
UCCGGGCGGAACCAUUUUGUAGGCAGUCGGAGGAAGAUUUAUGGUGCUGCACACGCGCCGGCAACUUUGGACGGAUCCACAACGUUGUCAAGACGAAAUGUCUUGGCUAUUGUGAUUGUAGUCAAUCACAGGUAGGAUUGCUAGUUUUUAAACAGUUGUGCGUGUAUGGAUUUGGUGGGUUUAUACCACAAAGACAACUUCGCAUCAAGACUGACUCUGUAUCCCUGAUGUGGUCACUCUCUCAGGUACCUCGGAGGAGAACCAGGCUGUUAUGGUGAUAUUGGUCGAAUGGCAGCGGGCAGACCACUGGAGAAGCGUCAGGAUUCCAAUGACUGGUGACUCAGAAGACGCCAGUUUGGGGGCUCUGGCCUCUCCACUGGUGGGGUAUUUGGGAAAAGUUCAAGAGAGAGCGGCAUCUCUUGACAGUUGUCCAUGGUGCGUGUCCAAAGGCCAGACCUCAAUUCUGCACUCGUACCGCAUCAACCUGCAUGAGUCCAUCACACUGUGCACCAACCCUCAGUGCCUCUUCCCUCUGGUCAGUCGCCCCCUGGAGGAUGUUUUGGCCAGCUUGGUUCCAGCACAGUCAGCAGCUGAGAGCAGGAGGAGGAAGGCCUCUGCCCUGGAGGAAGAAGAAGAAGAGGAGGAGGAGGUCAGAGCCAAGUGUCUGCGCUCCAAUGACCUCCCUGGUUCUGAUCUGCCAAGUGUGACAGACAUCAACAAUGCCGAGAGCAGCGCUCCAAAUGGGACUGCUAACAGCCAUCAUGAGGCGGCUGUGACACAUAGCGAACACACAGCGGUCCCACCCGGACCGAAGUCUGGGCCGCACGAGGGUGGUGCUCCAGAUCAGACAGCACUUUGUGAUGCUGGUUCAGAGAAAUCUGAUUGUACUACAGCCACGAGGGGAGCCCUGCAGGGCCCAUCAGAUGAAGAACUACCCCUUCCCCUUUCUGAGAUGACGACGCUGGCUGUCGAAACGGACAUGACAAACAUGGACACCCACAGUUUGACCACUCCGCAGAACUGCCCGACAGCAGAGACGGAUCAGGGAGCAAGGUUGGGAGCAGAUGGAGAGGCAAUGGACCUGGUGUCCAUCCCUGAGCACCUCUUCUGGAGGAACAGUCACAACUUGUGCUGGCUGGAUGUCCUGCUGGUGAUUCUGGUGCACUGUCGCAGCCUGAGGAGGUGUAAGGCUCAACAGGAGCCUCAGCAAGCGGCCAUCUGGCAGCUGAUGAGCGGCUACGACGAAGCCUGCGCUGCCCUCCGUACUUGCCAGCAGACAGGAAGUAAUGGCAGCACCAUGGCGCCACGUGAUGCAGUACAACACGCCAACGACCACCUGCAGAGCCUCAGAACAUCAGUCUUUGAAUUGCUGCAGCCUCUGCUGCGCUGCAAACUCGGUGAGGGUCAAAGGGAGAGUCCCGUCUUUGCCAUGCCGCUGUUGCUAGCAAGGGACUCAUGGGCGGAGUCUCUUUUCCAGACCACCUUCUACUGGGAGUUUGAGUGUGCGGAUUGCCACACGGUCACCAGAGAAAAAGUCACAAAAACACUCGCCACUUUCACCAACAUCCUGCCUGACUGGCACCCACUCCGCGCGGUUCACUUGGCGCCGUGCAAUGUGUGCCAUGCGAAGAACCGGAGGAGGAGCAUGACACUGGAGAGUGUGGCUCCAGUGUUGGCGCUGCACUUUGUUGAGGGUCUUCCCCACAGUGACGUGGCCAUGCUGGCCUUCACCUUCAAGGGGUGCAGGUACACGGUCUCAGCGGUGGUCCAGUAUGACCACAGCGCCCAGCACUUUGUCUCAUGGACGUGCAGGCAGGAUGGAUCCUGGAUGGAGUUUGAUGACUUGAAACAUCCCCACAGCGUGGUCCACCCACAGCUCCCUGUUCCUGCUCAGGAGAUCCACAUGGUCUUCUGGGAGGCGGAGGAAGACUCCGGGCCUCGUGUGUGUACUCCUUCCUGCACGUUGCCACAGUCCUCCCCAACUAGGAGCAUGCUGGACUGCAGUGCGAACAGUCAGGCGUCGGAUCAGUUGGGCUUUGUGUCUAUGCUUGUUAAUGACAGCAUCAUCUCCAUGGACACGACAAUGGCGGCAGCGGCUGUGGACGCCUUUGAGGGUUUGUCCAGUGAUGAUAUCAUCACACUCACACUCACGGAGAUCAACGAGGAUUCAGUGAUGGAUCCUGCAGUUAUGGACUUGAAUGAUGUUCCCGACGACGCGCCAGAUAGCUCCUCCCUCUUACCUGCUGCAGCGCCUCACAGCGUGGCUGUGGAGAGCCCACCCUACCCCAGCUCUGCCGAGUCCAGUGACGACACGACGAAAGAUCCCGACUUUGAGCCGGCUAGCAAGACAACUCAGAGGAGAAGCAAAAUAAUCAUCAAACAACAACAAGCUAAAAAGUCAUCCCAAACAAAAGCACAGCUUCCUGCUUCUCUGCCCUCGCAGGAAGUGGACACUACCCUUGAGGAGGACACUCAAAGUGAACAGAGGACGUCACCCGUCUCCUCCACUGACACCACGCGGCCACCUUUGAACCAGGAAGAUCGCUGGUCCUACCUGCUCAGCAGAUAUCAUGUCAGUCAAACUAACAAGCUCCGCCCUACUGGACCCUCUAACCCUGUCAAUCAAAUCAAGCCUGCCCCUCCCAAUCCAAUGAAGAAACCUCAGGUUCCUGCACCAGUCUUCCAGAAACCUCAGCUGCACACGGAGGGCAGGGAUGACCUCCCGCUGAAGGCUGCGGAGAGGUUUGGAGCGUUUGGCAUGCAGAGCCAAGCUCCACCACAAUCUCCUGCACUUCCUUGCAACUCCUCGGUAGCUGCGUUGGCGACGAAGACCCUCCCUGAUGUUUCACUAUUGAAGAAACAUGGCAGCCCCUUAAAGCUUCUCACGGGCCUCAGCGACACAGAGGCCCUGCGCUACAAGCUCCUCAAGAAGCUGAAGGCCAAGAAGAAAAAGCUGGCCAAGCUCAACCAGCUGCUGGGUCAACAGGGCGCCGCCCAGCUCCACCCCGACAGCGCCCAGCUCCAUCCCGACAGCACCCACCUGGGCUCACCUGUCACAGUCACCUCCAGCACUUAUGACGGCUCCACCUGCGACAGCAUCCUCUCCGACCUCCUCUCGCCCGCCCCCACACCCAGCGACCUGUCUCCCGACAGCUCAGGCUUCCUCGACAUGCUCACCAGCCGCCAAGAUGGUGCCGGCAAGGCCGCCACGCAGAUCCUCAACGUGGCGCCUAAUGCGGAAAACUUCCUGGACGAGUUUCUUACGACAUCUGGAGCUGAGCAAGCGAUGGAGACGGAGGCACUUAGCGCCCUGGAGCUUUUCUUUUAAGGUGGUACCGAGCAACGUCAUCCUCCUUUGCUCAUUGGACUUCUUUGUUUAUAAAUUGAACAUCAUCUGUGUUUGACCCGAGCUGUAUUUAUUUUGAAUUUGGUUCAAAUGUAAGUUGGGACUCUUAUCAUAGACAUGCAAUAACUCCAAAUUUGCCAAGGACUUUGCUGAGACUGCUUUUGUGUGUGUGCAUGUGCUACGGACAUGACAUGUACGUGAAUCCCAACAUCGUGAGUGACAGCCUUUUUAAUGGAAAAUGUACAAAUUUCCACUUAAAAUUUGUAAUUGUGAAAAUUACAGCCAUUUUCUGUACAGCAUUUUAAACAUUGCUAACACAUGCUAACCAGCGGUGGUAGAUUUUUUUGGUUUCCCUUGGAGCGAAUUGCACAAGGUCCCUCAAUUUGUGUUGCCUCCAUAUUUAUUUGGACUAAGUUCUAAGUAAAGUACUUAUAGAGUCUUCUAGAUCCUCAACUAAAUGUAAAUGAAUUAAAGAUGGUUUUAUGUCAUUGGAAGCAGUUGUGUAUGAGAUCAAAUGAAAUGAUGUACCGGAAGUGGAUUUUUGUUGAAGUUGAAUUAAAUUAAGUUCAUUUUU